Molecule: messenger RNA, 1227 nt
Organism: Anopheles darlingi
Lineage: Eukaryota; Metazoa; Arthropoda; Insecta; Diptera; Culicidae
Exons: 2
Coding region: 54-899 (281 amino acids)
Source: RefSeq, a predicted model, not a curated record
GCUUCGUUUUUGAGUGUUUACAAAAUUAUUCCGUUCUUUUUACAAAGUUGAAGAUGGAUUCACAAGAAUACGAUAAAUUGGCGCGACAGAUAGUCACACAGUUGGAGCAGAUUAAUCAAUAUCUCGCUGAGGCGGGCAAGAAGCGUUCGAAAUUACAGCCCGGCCACAGCAACAGCAACUCCGAGGACAUUCCGGCGAGCAUUCUAGCGUUGGCAAACGAAAUAGAAACCGUUCCACCUGUGCAACCCGCUCCAACCGAUCAACGGCCGCCGGAUACUCCAGUGGAAGAGGAAAUCGAUAGUUUUCUCGAUGCGAUUCGAUCACGGCCUUCCGGUAACCGGGCGCAACGACAGGGUUCGCUGAAAAGGACGAUGCCGCUUCAACAGUCUCGGUUCCUUAACGAGAAUAACGUAUCAAACGUAACCAUGUUGGGUAAAUCCUGUUCAGAUAUCUCCACUAUUGCCAGCAAAACGAUCAUCCCAAAACCUCCGCCCGUCGACGUGGGGGCGAUGAUUGAGCGGUUGCGACAAGCGAUUGAGCUGCAGGGCAAAAUUGAAACGAUCGUACCGUUCGAAGAGAUCGAUCUGUCUGAAAUUUAUCAGUUGCAUCGUGAACGAUGGUUAGAGGUGGGUAAAAUCUACCAAAACAUAAGCAACGAUUUGUCGGAAUUCAAAGCGCAAGUGCAUAGCACGAGCGGGGAUGUUUCAAACCAGCCAGCGAUCAUCCGGGACGAGCUAGUGGACUGCAUGAAACGAAUGCAAUCGACGUUGAAUCAAGUGUGUUUCAUAAAGCGCGUCGAAAACCAGCCUGACCUAACGACCACGGUAUGCAGAGAAGCAUUUCCAUUAUCCGAAUGCUUGGAAUCGAUGGAUGAAAAGAUACGUCAGUACCAUCUGUAGGCCCAAACUGACCGGGAUGAUAAGUAUGUGGUAUUAAAGAACACAGCAACUGUUGUACUGGACCAUUCUAUUGUAAAUGAUUUGGUUUUAGAGGAUCUAGAGUGUAUAGUUUUACUCAAACAUCUCAAUAUUUAAUCCAAAUGCAAUGAGAAAUCAAUGAAAAAAUCGAUUCCUUAGCGAAUACAUGCGUAGUAUUUUAGGCCAGUGGCACCCGCACAGUAAAGUUUCAUCAACCGUAAUCUAUCAUUAAAGCAGUUUGGAAUAAGAAUGUAAAUAGAUAUAUUUUCAUUUCACGAGUACCGUACAUAAAAGAACAAUAAAUGAUUAG